Molecule: messenger RNA, 444 nt
Organism: Rosa rugosa (rugosa rose)
Lineage: Eukaryota; Viridiplantae; Streptophyta; Magnoliopsida; Rosales; Rosaceae
Product: secreted RxLR effector protein 161-like
Exons: 2
Coding region: 1-444 (147 amino acids)
Source: RefSeq, a predicted model, not a curated record
AUGGCACAUUGUACGAAGCAGCUUGUUGGCAGUCUCACGUACUUGACUGCUACCAAACCCGAUCUAAUGUACGUGGUGUGCCUCAUUAGCAGAUUCAUGGCACAACCGAGAGAAGCACACUUGUCUGCAGCUAAGAGAGUGCUACGUUAUCUCAAGAGUACAACUGAGUUGGGAGUGUUUUAUAGAAGGGGAGUUGGUGAUGAGUUAGUGGCGUACAUUGAUAGUGACUACGCCGGUGAUAUUGAUGGCAGACGAAGUACAUCUGGCUUUGUGUUCAUGUUAAGUUGUGGUGCUGUGUCAUGGUCUUCACGAAAGCAAUCUAUGCUUAAGUUUUGUGGCAGUAAUGAGCAAAUUGCAGACAUACUAACCAAACCCUUGAAGCUGGAGACAUUUGAGAAGCUUCAUGGAUUGCUUGGAGUCAAGGCUAAAGGUGAAGAAAACUGA